Yarrowia lipolytica CLIB122 is the source of this 1791-nucleotide messenger RNA. RefSeq lists its product as uncharacterized. Gene Ontology annotation, biological process: amino acid transmembrane transport. Gene Ontology annotation, cellular component: membrane. Gene Ontology annotation, molecular function: amino acid transmembrane transporter activity. The record is from RefSeq and is a predicted model, not a curated record. NCBI's taxonomy places the organism in Eukaryota, Fungi, Ascomycota, Dipodascomycetes, Dipodascales.
AUGGGCGGCAUUUGGGCGUCUAUAAGCGGCAAAAUCAGCCAGAGCGCUGACGGCAAGACCCAGGUGCGUAACCGGGGCGACGGAGAGAUUGUCAUCAACCGAACCGACUCCAAUGGUCUGUUUCAAACCUCGUCUCUCGUGUCUCUCCCUCCAGAUUAUGAAAAGACCCAUGCCAUCCGGACAAGCGGAGAAGAGUCCGAGGAGCCCCCGCGGUUCUCGGAACAGUCGUCCAAACCCCCGUCAUACCAUACCACCCAAAGAUUACUCAAGGCUCGUCAUAUCCAGCUGAUUGGAAUCGGAGGAACGAUUGGAACAGUGCUGUUUGUUCAGAUUGGAGCUGCUCUGGUCAAGGGUGGCCCCGCGUCGCUCUUCCUUGGAUUCACACUCUGGUGUAUACCCAUUCUAAUGAUUACCAUGACCACCGCUGAGAUGGUCACCUACUUGCCCAUUUCGUCUCCCUUCAUCCGAUUUGCAGGAAGAUAUGUCGACGAAUCAUUCGAAGUCAUGGCCGGCUGGAACUUCUUCCUGCUACAAGCCGUGCAAGUGCCCUUUGAAAUCACGGCUGUUAAUAUCAUUCUGCACUUUUGGGUAGACGGAUACUCGGUAGCUAUUCCACUGGUUGUGCAAUGUGUUCUCUACGCCAUCAUCAAUGUCUUUGCUGUCGGACUUUACGGAGAAACCGAGUUCUGGCUGUCUCUGGGUAAACUUCUGCUCGCUGUCGGUGUCAUUCUCUUCACCUUCAUCACCAUGUGCGGAGGAAACCCCCAACAUGACGCCUACGGAUUCCGAUACUGGAACAAUCCCGGCGCCUUUGCCGAGUACAUGGAUACGGGCUCGUGGGGUCGAUUCCUGGGCUUCUUUGCUUGUCUCGUUCAGGCUGCGUUCUCCAUUGCUGGACCCGAAUACGUGUCAAUGGCUGCUGGAGAGGCCGUCAACCCCCGAGUCGUCAUGCCUAAGGCCUACAAGGCUGUGCUUUACCGUCUGUCCUUUUUUUUCAUUCUCGGAGCUCUUGCUGUGGGCAUCAUUGUUCCUUACAACGACCCGGAGCUUCUGGACGCUAUCAACAGUGGAAAGCCUGGCGCUGCUGCUUCCCCCUACGUCAUCGGAAUGCAGCGACUCAACAUCAAGGUGCUUCCCCAUAUCAUGAAUGGUCUGGUGCUCACCUCCGCCUUCUCCGCAGGAAACUCGUUCACCUACUGUGCCAGUCGAACUCUCUAUGGUCUCGCUCUCGAGGGCUAUGCUCCCCGAAUCUUUGCCAAGUGCACCAAACAAGGCGUGCCCAUCUUUGCCGUCAUUGUCGUGCUCUGUUUCGGGCUGCUGUCGUUCCUGCAACUCGGAAACACUGCCCAAGUCGUGCUCAACUGGCUGGUCAACAUUGUUACCGCCUCCCAGCUCAUCAACUUUUGCAUUUUGUGCUCCACCUACCUGCGUUUCUUCUACGGGCUGCGGGCCCAGGGCAUUUCGCGAGAUUCGCUGCCGUUCAAGUCCUUCUGGCAGCCCGGAUGUGCAUGGGUGGGUCUCACCUGCGCAGGCGUCAUGUUGCUGUUGUCUGGCUGGACCGUUUUCGUCAACGGCCACUGGUCCACAGCCACCUUCCUCUUCUCGUACAUCAUGAUCCCUAUUGACGUGGUCAUCUUUAUCGCCUGGAAGCUCAUCAAGCGAACCAAGUUCAAGAAGUUGACGGAAAUCGACUUCCUGACCGGCAAGAAGGAAAUUGACGAGUACACCGAAGAUUAUACAGAGGUCCCUCCCACCAACAUUUUCCAGAAAAUCGGCCGGUGGCUCUUCUAA